AUGGUUUCACCUUCUCUCAAAUCUCAAGUACUUGAGAUUGGCGCUGUCUUGGAGCUAAAUACUCUGUCGGAACCAGGGUCCAGCCCGUCUGCCAACCGCCAUCGAGGCGUUCUUGCUGCAUAUGCGGGAGGUGGAGUGACUAAACGCAUUGACGUAAAAGUUCGAACAUUCUGGUACAUAUAUUAUAUCAAUAUUCUACCAGUAAGUGAAGAGCGGUACCAACGAAGCGCUUUCUGGCACUGA
Messenger RNA from Cylicostephanus goldi, 243 nucleotides. Lineage: Eukaryota; Metazoa; Nematoda; Chromadorea; Rhabditida; Strongylidae. The record is from the annotation of a GenBank genome assembly.